Cavenderia fasciculata is the source of this 1722-nucleotide messenger RNA. RefSeq names its product Esterase. The transcript has 6 exons. The coding region runs from base 1 to 1722 and encodes 573 amino acids. The record is from RefSeq and is a predicted model, not a curated record. Gene Ontology annotation, molecular function: metal ion binding; hydrolase activity. Lineage: Eukaryota; Evosea; Eumycetozoa; Acytosteliales; Cavenderiaceae.
AUGUCUGAUUUAGUAUUAGUAUUAGGAUAUUAUUUUCUAUCUACUACUACUAGAAUGAGUUUUAGUGAUAAUCCAUUAAAUAGAUCAUCAUUGGAUGAUGAGGGAGAAGAAGGUGAUUUUGUCAACAACGUAUCUCCAUUUGCAACUUCAACUUCCUCUUCUUUAUCAUAUCCAACUUCAUCAUCUACAACAACAACUACUACUACAUCAACAACAAAUAAUACAUCAACUACUGCUGACAGUACUAUAGAAUAUCCACCACAACAACAACAACAACAACAAAGACAACAACCAGUCCAACAGAGUCAACCACAACAACAACAACAACAACAACAACCAAUAGUCAUAGAUCAUAAAUCAGUAAAGAGAAAACAAAAACAAUUAGAUGCACAAGCAAGAGGAGAAACUAUACCACAGCAACAGCAACAACAACAAGCAACUACAAGUACAGCCAACAACUAUGAUACAUCUUCACCACCAGCCAUCAAGAAACCUGAUUGGGUACCAGACAACUCUAGUAACAAAUGUGAAAUGUGUUCAAGUGAAUUCACAUUCUUUAAUAGAAGACAUCAUUGUAGAAGAUGUGGACACUUGUUUUGUGGAGAAUGUUGUGCACUCAAUUGUUCAUUGCCACAAGAAUAUGGAUAUACAACACGUGUAAAAGUAUGCUCUAAAUGUUUUACUACAACCCUUAAUGAUCGUGCACGUGAAGAAACUACCAUUACAAUCAAUGUUGGAGGUGUAAGCAAGGAAACUAAAGUAGUAUCAGGUUUAAACAAAGUUUUAUUAUGGAAAAUGGGAGCACAUGAAGAUGGAGAUUUUGAUAGAUCAAUUAUUGAUUCAUUAGAGAAUUAUCCAUCAAAUGCCAUUCCAGUAUCAAGAGUUCAAGAUUUAAUGUUGGAACCAUCAGAUUUGGAUGUUCAAGGAUGUACAGGAUUUAGAGUUAGAAUUUAUAGUCCAUCAUUGGAACCAGGUGAAAGACGUACAAAUUUCCCAAUUGUUAUGUGGUUCCAUACUGGAGGAUUUGUAUCAAAAUCAAUUGAAACACCAUCAAUUGAUGGAUUAUGUAGAUUAUUAUCAAAUCAAUCAUCGUGUGUUGUUAUCUCUGUAGAUUAUAGAUUGGCACCAGAACAUCAAUUCCCAGCAGCUGCAUUGGAUUGUUAUGCUGCUACAUGUUGGGCUGUCAAAAAGGCUGCUUCAUUUGAUGGUGAUCCUAGUAGAAUUGUUGUUGCCGGUGAUAGUGUAGGUGGUAAUUUAGCGGCUGCAGUCGCCUUGAUGGCCAGAGACAAGGAGUCUCCUCGUCUUGCCGGUCAAGUACUCAUCUACCCCAUCUUGGAUCUCAAGCGCAACGAAGAGAAAUACUACUCGAGAAUCGUUCACCAGGAAGGUUAUCUCAUGCCAAUGGCCUAUUUCCGUUGGUUCUCUGAUAAAUAUUGUCAUCAAAAUGACGUUGACAAUAUCUAUGCCAGUCCCAUCCGUGCAUCCAAUACAAAGAUUGGUUUGGCUGGCUUACCACCCGCUCACGUCCUCACUGCCGGUCACGACCCAUUCUGUGACGAAGGUGAGUUGUAUGUCAAAAAACUUCGAUCUGCCAAUGUCCCAGUCCACCACACUCGUUAUACCAACUCUCCUCACGGUUUCUUUGCCAUCGGUCUUGAUGAAUCAAAUGAAGCUGUCAUGGAAGUUUCAAUUGCCCUUAAAUAUAUGUUUUUAAGAAAAUAA